UACUAAAUAUUCUUUUUACAUCAUCAGCACUUUCUUCCUCGCGCUCCGUCAAAACAAGAUGGCGGAUGAAGAAGACGAGGAUGUUUUGGAUUCUUGGGAAGAUGCCGCAGACUCUGGGGAUUUGGAGAGACGUAUGGAAGAAAGAGAACGCAAUUUGAAAGAAGGAGAAGAAGAAAUGAUGUGUUCUGAACAAGGCUCUAUAACAAUUUUGAAAUCAGAAAACACUGGAAGAACUGAGUACACACCUCAGAUUAAAAUUUUGAAGAGGUCAGGUUUGAAUAAUGUGAAGACCAACAAGCCUAAAAAUAAAACAGAAGCAGAGCUUAAAAAGGCUUUGAAAAUGCGUGAAGCCGAGUACCAAGCUGCACGGAAUCGCAUACUUGGUGAAAAUUAUGAUGAAACAAAGGCGAGAUUAGAACAAGAUGACGUUAAAAUAUCAAUUAUCAAAAAUACAACUCGCGCAUCACCCAACUCGCCAUCAUCACCAGUGAAAGUUUUAACUCCGCCUGAGAAAAUAACUCCCAAAGCAUCAGAUUAUGUGAUCCGCCAACCUAGUGGACCAGACGAAACACAAGGGUUUAAAUUAUCAAGAUGAUAACGAAGAAAAAAAUAUAACGUGGUAGUUUGUCUAUAGCUCGUCGACGGGUUGGUCGAAAUAGUUUGAGGAGUUGAUAUAGAUGGAUCAUAUUGAAGAAUUGAUAUAGAUUACCACGUAUCGAUUUCGAAAAGAUUGCGCCAGGCGAACCCGGAAAUAAAGCAUGCUGGAUAAUAGCAGCACCCACAAAGCUUUGAGUUUUGUUCAGAUGCUAAAGAAACUUGACACCAUAAAAAGUAUAAGAAGUAGCAUCUUGGUACGCUUCUUUUUUUAAAUUGACCGAGAUCGAUAUUUUUAUGAUUAAAGUUAUUCAAUCGUUAAUGACAAUUAAAAAACUUGCAAUAAGGCAAGUCCCAACCAGUAGAUUUUGAAUGGACGUUAGACAAUUGUUCAACUAUAUAUCUGCUCGCUAUUUUAAAGUCGUGAUUUUCGCUUCGAACAAAAUCAAAACAACUGAAAACAGGCCAAAAUGCGUGCUAGGUGUCUGCUAAAAACGUUUGAGAGAAAAAAGGAGUUUCCUGUUAGAGGAAUAUUGGUUUUGUGACGAUUUGAUUUGUCAAGCUUGCGCGUAGUGAAAAAUUUGACCAAAAGAAAAAUUUGAGAGCAGAAAUGAAAUUUUAUCUCUUAUUAAAGAAAGGUGGAAACGAAAAAUUCAAUCUUUUUUUCUAGAGAAAUAUAGAUCCAAGCCUCAGCGAAUAUAAUUUAAGAUUUUGAAAAAAGCCUAAAAUUAAUGCUUAACAAAAAAAAAUCUUUCUCAGGGUAUCUGCCGGAAAUGUAAAACCUUGAAAUCGGACUAAAUAACAUUGAAAUUCUUGAUUACCCACGAUAAUAACCUUGAAAGAUAAAUAUUUUUCGAAAAAUUUCUGUCUGAUUAUGAAACUUUACCAUUUAACAGGAUGUUGUGUUUAUACUUUUCCGUAACACUGCUGUUGUAUCUACAUAUUUUUCUUGCGUGCAUCGGAAUGUUGAAAUAUUGCAAAAAUUAUAUAAAAAAAAAUUGGGAAACGUGAAAGAAUAGUGAAACAAAUUGGAAUUCUAAAAAACACGUUGGCAGACGCCCUGUUUAAGUUUUCCUUGUUUUCAAGCUAAUUUCGCCUGCCUGCAUUAAAUUUUGAAUUCGUGAGUAAUUUCUUUGUCUAGAAAAUCUUUUUUUUUUAUUCGUUUCUUGUAAUCUUAUAUUUUGUAAAUAUUUUUAUACCACGAGGUUAUGGUUACAGAUUACGAAAAACAUUUUGUCCCCAACCGAAAGAACUGGAUUGUUUAACAAAAAAUUGGGAGUUCGGAAUAUCACGGAGUACAUAAUAUCUGCUUGCGCUUGAUUUUUUAUCACGUAAACGCUGUUUUGGGCCAAAUGUGGUCCAAAUGUUAAAACUGCUUCGUAGACGACAAAAUUAUAUGACAAAUAGCAAGGAAGCUACAUCUUUUUAAUAUUAAGUGACUAAUAAUUAUUUGUUUGGAUUUACCAUGAAAUUAGUUUCUUAGAGUUAUACGCCGGUGUUUGAAAUGUAAAAUUAUUUUCUAAUGUUCAAAUAAAAUGCAUGGGUAUUAAA
Messenger RNA from Hydractinia symbiolongicarpus, 2145 nucleotides. RefSeq names its product SUZ domain-containing protein 1-like. The record is from RefSeq and is a predicted model, not a curated record. Lineage: Eukaryota; Metazoa; Cnidaria; Hydrozoa; Anthoathecata; Hydractiniidae. Bases 59 to 595 code for a protein of 178 amino acids. The transcript has 7 exons.